Messenger RNA from Aspergillus calidoustus, 378 nucleotides. The record is from the annotation of a GenBank genome assembly. NCBI's taxonomy places the organism in Eukaryota, Fungi, Ascomycota, Eurotiomycetes, Eurotiales, Aspergillaceae.
AUGACUGGAACAGAAUCUGGCCGCUUUGCGCCCAAGGUGCCCGUGCAGCUUGAUCCUCCCAAGGACGACCCUAUCACCAUCGAGGAACUUGCAAAGUGCGAUGGUACCGACUCCUCCCGUCCUACCUAUGUGGCGAUCAAGGGAAUCGUCUUUGAUGUGACCCGUAAUUCUGCGUAUGGCCCUGAAGGGCAGUACCGGGUCUUUGCCGGCAAAGAUGCCUCUCGCGCCCUCGCCUGCUCAUCCCUCAAGCCCGAAGAAUGCAGACCCGAAUGGUACGACCUCGAUGACAAGGACAAGAAAGUGCUGGAUGAGUGGUUUACCUUCUUCAGCAAGAGAUACAAUAUUGUCGGAAAGGUUAAGGAUGCCAAGAACUACUGA